AUGAUUAAGAAAAGUUUGUUAAACUGUGGAAUUUUAGCUGGUGCAGAAGAUUCAAUAGCUAUUACACCUGAUAGUUUUGAGAAUCAUCAAUAUGAACCCAUGGAGAUGAUAGAGCUGAUGAAAGCGCUUUUGGCUAAACUAUGUGAAGGAACACCAGGAGUGAAUGCAAACAAUGGCAUUAUAAGUGGUGUUCUUGUAACUGUGGGAGAUCUUGCUAGAGUGGGUGGUUUUGCUAUGAGAGAAUAUAUCCCUGAACUUAUACCAAGAAUUUUUGAAGCUUUAUUGGAUGAAGCUGCUGCUACUAAACGUAAGGUUGCUGUUGCAACUCUUGGUCAACUUGUACCGAGCACAGGUUAUGUGAUAGCUCCAUGUAAUAAGUACCCACAGUUGCCGAGCUUACUUUUAAAAUUGUUGAAUGGUGAGCUGGCAUAG
Molecule: messenger RNA, 432 nt
Organism: Lactuca saligna
Lineage: Eukaryota; Viridiplantae; Streptophyta; Magnoliopsida; Asterales; Asteraceae
Source: the annotation of a GenBank genome assembly